AUGUUCUCUGCCAAACCCUUCCUACUAUGCCUGGUAGCAUUGUUCACCAGCAUGGUAUCAGGUCUACCCCUCGCACCUUCCUCAGUUACACUUCACGACCUAGCCAGCUCUACAACCGCAACUACUACUUCUGUCAGCUCUCUUCUUCCCAGACAUGGUCCAUACGACGACGACACCUUAGAGAGACAAAGAAAAUUUUGUCGUGAAAGCUACACCUACUGUGAAGAAAUGUGUGGUGUCGAUCAGCAACUUGCCGACCUGGUCUUCUGCACAUUCGACCCCGCCCAUUGCAGAGACAUAUUUGGUGCUAGUCGCUGUACGCCCUGGGGCGGAGGUCCUUGGUGGUGCCAUCCUGGGGCCAAACCACCAGUUUUGAAUGGGGAUCCGGACCACGAUAAGACGGCUUUGUUCCCUCCUCCCACUCCAUCUGCUACUGGACCUCCCGUUCCACCAGCUUCUGAGGUCAUUGUUACUGCGAUUGUGGCCAAGGAGUUUAUGCUUCCUGAGCAGACUGCUGCAGCUACUCUGAUCAACAGCACUACUCCUUCCGCCACAAGCACCACCGAUGGGGGCAACGGCAAAUCCAUCUACAAAAGAGGUGGAUGGUGGUGCCUCUGGUUGUGUGAUUAG
Messenger RNA from Aureobasidium melanogenum CBS 110374, 630 nucleotides. RefSeq lists its product as uncharacterized. Lineage: Eukaryota; Fungi; Ascomycota; Dothideomycetes; Dothideales; Saccotheciaceae. Bases 1 to 630 code for a protein of 209 amino acids. The record is from RefSeq and is a predicted model, not a curated record. The transcript has a single exon.